CAAGUGGUUGCGAUGGCUGUGAAGAAAUGAAAUUUAGUUCGUAUUUUUGCCCUAACAAGAGAUGAUUCACGUGCAGGGCGGUAAAAUUCAAUUUUAAAUGCUAUUUAUUAACAGUGGAAUUUGUUGUAAGUGUACUAUUUGAGGGCAUCUUGGCUAUGAAAGAGUUUAACUCAGCGAUCGAGUAAUCAACUGCUAAAAAUCGACAUGGAAAUUGUUUCGUCUGGAAGUUUGGAGUCUAUAAGUCGACCUUCAAGUACAGCAAGCGAAAAGGGAAAGAAAUCCCAACUAAAGAGGUUACAGCCAUCCAGCUCCUUAGAAGUAUUGCCACCUGAAGAUGCUGGUGGUAUUCCAUCUGAGCUUUUCUCUGCUCUUGAGAAAGACGUCAACAUUGAGGACUUUGAAGAGACCGACAGUGAUCAUGAAUUGUCAGGAGAGGAAUCUGAUGAGGGUAGAGAAGGGAAUCGAUCGAGAGCCUCAACAACAGAACAAGAAGACAUACCAGCCCUUGAAGAUAGUGAUCCACAAAUACGAGAAGGAAUGGAACGAAUCAAGAAGCUGGAUAAAAUACUUGCAGACAAACUCAAGAAAGAAAAGGAAGUCAAAAGCCAAAGAGUUCAAAUGGAAAAAAUGUGGAAAGAGCAACUACAACAAAUGGUCAAAUCACAAGGGCAUGAUGGCACAAAUAACAACAAAAAUCUAAUUGGUGCUGCUCUGCUUGCUUUGGAACUUGGCAACGAAGACUCGUUAGGAUCAAGUAGAGAAGACCCUUCUACUCCUAUCUUUGCUACUCAACCUCUGGGGACUGAAGAGAAUUAUUAUCAGGCCAGCAACUCCACUACAGGCAACACAUCACGUGCUUCAUCCAGCGACAGCACUAAGAUAAACAAGAAAAAUAGAAAUAAAAAGCAAGAUAAAAGAAGAAAAAGUGCUCAAACAGAAUCAGAUAAGAAUGCCAAUAGGAAGCAGUCUAAGGGUAAAGAUAUGGGACUCGACUUUAUUGAAAGAAACAAAAAGCUUGCKGCAGAUGCUGCGAAUUUGAUUCCUAUGACUGAURAAGAGAAGGAGCGACUAGAAAAACUCUUAUCCGCAGAAACCAACGARAUGAUGGAUAAUCCCUUCAGUGACGAUGGUAAUCUUAGACUCACUCAAGGAGAUGGAUUUACUCCAGAUGUAGAAUCAGCUCGCGCUUUAGCUGAAAUAGAUAGGAAACUGGAAGCACUGGUACCGAACAACGAACUGGAGAUAAUGUCGUCACGUGCUCUCACAGAUACACCUUUGUCCAAAAUCUCAGAUGUUUCUAAAACAGACUCCGAUGUUAUUUCCCGACAAKCGAAAGAAAUUCUUGACGAUGUUGAUAUUGGUGAAAAAGUUCUUCGCGAAGAGAAGGAAUCAAGAGCACUGCACCAAAGAGUCGCUGACAUUGAAAAACAGCUUGAAGGCCUUAGACAGUUAUCAGAGGAUGAUACAGUUAACACAAUCUCCCAGGCAUUGUUAUCGAAGCUGCUAAACGAAAACUCGCGUACCACAUCGAGUAGUAGUACCAUAGCAGAGACGGUGGUUUCGUCCUUAACCACUCCAGACUUCCUCGCCAUUGAACCACCCGAUGCAAUUAGGASUGAUUCGGCUUUGAGUGACGUCACGCUUACUAGUGAUGUCACGAUUUCCAGUAACAUCACUUUGAACAAUGACCUCCUCAUUAUGGAUAUUGAGACUUCUCGAACCUUAACCGAUUCUUUAAACUCUUGAAUUCAGGAGGCUGAUAUCAUGUGUAAAGAUACCUUUAUAUAUA
Exaiptasia diaphana is the source of this 1789-nucleotide messenger RNA. Its product is annotated as fibrous sheath-interacting protein 1. The record is from RefSeq and is a predicted model, not a curated record. Lineage: Eukaryota; Metazoa; Cnidaria; Anthozoa; Actiniaria; Aiptasiidae.